Phyllopteryx taeniolatus (common seadragon) is the source of this 5014-nucleotide messenger RNA. RefSeq names its product extracellular matrix protein 2, female organ and adipocyte specific (gene ecm2). Gene Ontology annotation, molecular function: heparin binding; protein binding; collagen V binding. The record is from RefSeq and is a predicted model, not a curated record. Gene Ontology annotation, biological process: extracellular matrix organization; positive regulation of cell-substrate adhesion. Gene Ontology annotation, cellular component: extracellular matrix. Lineage: Eukaryota; Metazoa; Chordata; Actinopteri; Syngnathiformes; Syngnathidae. The transcript has 16 exons. Bases 829 to 3333 code for a protein of 834 amino acids.
GAUGAUGAAGAGUGAGCAUCGAUGAACUGCAACCGCCGGGAACACACACCACAUUGGGAUAUUUAGCCUGCAAACAAAAACACACAAGACAAUUAUCAUUACAUUUCUGUAUGUGUGGCGUCAAAUAGACCAGCAGGGGGCGUAACAAGCUUGCUUUCAGGCCGAAUCAAGUGCCGACUGGGCUGAGUGCUGCUCGUCUUGUCUUUUCUUCUGCUCAUUCCCCCCCCCCCCCUCAAGCUGAAACGCGAGAUCAAAGCUGACUCGGCACUUUUUGUUUCCGCAACGACGACAUUUGGGAAGUCAAUCAGGCACCAGAAGAAGAAAACAGAAGAAGAUGACCACAAGGAAGAAGACGCCCAUGUGUGCGCGUCAUCGGAAACGCCAAGACGGCAGAUGUUUGUUGCAUCACGGCAACAGUCAGUGCCAGCUGUCCCUAAUAUUUUGGAGCAUGUUGAAAACGUUUGACCCGAGACACGAGCGACGCUCCCCUCCGACUCUCUCUCCCUCCCUCUCCCUCUCCCUCUCUCUCUCCCCAUCUGUUCUCGCUCGCCCUUUGCCGUGGCUCGACACAAUCACGACGACUGCGACACACACAGAAACCUUUCUGGACAACGCACACACAUCUCUCCAAGAGGUUCCACAAGAGGAAGAGGAGGAGGAACGAGGGAGGAAGAAUUUGGCCUUCAAACCGCUGGAAACAACCAUAUUUGGUCACUGAAGACAGCCUUUAAAAAAGACGCCAGCACGCCUCACUAGCGGCCAUCAGACCGCAGCUCAGCCUCCGAAGCCAGUUAGACUGGGCAACACCGAGUUCGGUGCACGUCUAUCAUGAGGAGACCCACAAAAAAGAAAAGGUCUCAAGAAGCCACGCCGCCCGAAAAGACACAGGACGUGAGCUGUUUUGGUUCAAAGCCGCCAUUUUGGCAAGGAAACUCACAAGGUAUGAGGACGGGGCCGCUACUGGCGGCCGUAUGGCUGCUUCUGGUCUUCACCGUGACGCCCGGACAAAACGGACGGGACACGCGACGGACCAAGAGGAAACGAGACGGACACGAACCAGAAUCUGUGUAUGAGGGUAAUCCGGAAUCCCAGGACCUGACACUCGCAUCUCUGCAAAUUCCUGCCUUUGCAGGUGGUACCAGAGUCUGUGUGAAAAGGGGCAGUGCAAGAGUCUGUGUGAAAGGGAGUCUGCAAUUCCAGGACCUGACGCUCACUCGAAAGCAACCGUUGCCGCCAGACAAACGCGUUACGUUGCUGUGCACAGUUAUGGCAGUCGCUUGUUUCGCUGGGUUCGGUGACAAAGGUCAGGCUCGAGUCAGAUCGGGGCACGCUAAACCCCUUCGGAGCCGCCAAGUUCCCCACAGUCCACGCGUUCCGGCGGAGCCUGUCCGAGGGAACGCGGUCUUGCUGGAGUCCUACAGGGACGGACCGGAGCGACACUCCAGCUACAACGUUCUACCGGGUAGGCAGGGCCAGUGCGUGUUCCGGGGCAUGACCAUGUUCAACCAGGCCGCCUGGGCUCCCACGCCGUGUGUCACGUGUCUAUGCACGGGGGGGCGGGUGGUCUGCGACGAGCUAGCCUGUCCCGCCGCCACGCCCUGCCGCCUCCCGAUGGUGCCCGCCGCCGGCGGGGAGUGCUGCCCCGUCUGCACGGACUCAGCACCCCGUAACCAUGACAACCACGACUCCAUCGCAUCCACCCCCCAACUCACCCACGAGGAAAUCCAGCGCAUCCUGUGGAGGGAGGAAGAGGAGCGCCUGGAGGAAGAUGAGCAAUUAAGAAAGCGAGAGGAGGCGAAGAAGAGGAAGAGGAAGGAGAGGAAGGAGCAGGAGGAGAAGCAGAGGAGGAUAGCAGAGGAGGCGAGGAGGAGGAGGGAGGAAGAAGAGGAGGAGAGGAGGAAGACAGAGGAAGAGGAGAGCAGGAGGAAGGAGGAGAAAGAAGCACGGGAGCGAGAGGAAAAGCUGAGAGAGGAAAUCCUGCGAGAGCAGGAAGAGGAGGAGGUGUGGUUAAGAGGAGAUGUCUUCCAAAUGCUCCCAAAAGAAGAAGAAGAACCCGAGGAACCGGAUCUGCUCCCGGCUCCCAUCCCAAGACCUCCUGCCGCCGCAGAGGAUGAGCUGAAGGAAGAGGAGGAUGAAGAGGAGGAGGAAGAGAAAGAGGUGGCGGUGAAGGCAGGAGGUCUUCCUCCCGGCUGCGACAUCUCCGACGUCACGCUGACGUGCGACAACGCCAAACUGACGUACUUCCCACCUCUCCUCAUGCCGCAGCUCAAGUCUCUCAGCCUGGAGGGCAACAACAUCAGCAGCAUCCCGGCGGAGGCUUUCAACGGCAUUCCCAAUCUGGAAUGGAUCAACUUGAAGAAGAACAAACUCACGUCUGCAGGGAUUGCUCAAAGAGCCUUUCAAAGUCUGAAGAUGCUGAAGCGUCUGUAUUUGGACGGGAACCUUCUAGAGGUGGCUCCCGCCAACCUCCCGCCGAGCCUGCAAGAGCUCAAAAUCAAUGAAAAUCGACUGCAGAGGAUCCAAGGAAACACUUUCCAAGGUCUGAGCAGUUUGGUGAUUCUGGAGCUGGAGGCCAACCUUCUGAGCGAGGCCAACAUGGACCCCGAGGCCUUUGCGUCCCUGGCCCAGCUGUCCUACCUGCGACUGGGACAAAACCACUUCCGAUCCGUCCCCCAGGGCCUCCCCCCAUUACUCCUGGAGUUGUACCUGGAGAACAACCUCAUCGAAGAAAUCCCAGCAGGAGUCUUCAACAACAGCCAAAACCUCAACGUGCUGUCCCUCAGGCACAACAGGCUGGAGGAGACCAGAAUCGCCCCUCUGGCCUGGAUCCACCACAGGAGUCUGGAGUCCGUGGACCUUUCCUACAACAAACUGUACCUGGUGCCGUCCUACCUGCCAACGUCGCUCGUUCACCUCGUGCUCGUGGGGAAUCACAUUGAGAGAAUACCCGGCUUCGUGUUCGCCCACAUGGAUCCCGGUCUGGAGUACCUGUACCUGUCCUACAACAAGCUGGACGGGGAGGCCAUCGAGCCCGAGUCCUUCUUCGGGUCCUACCACUCCAUGGUGGAGCUUUGUCUGGACCACAACCAGCUGCUCAGCGUGCCGUCGGGCAUCAACGAGAUGACCAACUUGCACUUCCUCAGACUCAACAACAACAACAUCAGGAGCAUCCCCGACGAGGGCAUCUGCGAUCCGGAGUGCAACGGAGACUCCACGUUGGUGGCCGUGAGGCUGGAGAACAACCUGAUCGACCCGCUCAAGGUUUCCCCCUCGGCCUUUUCCUGCGUGCGGUCCUCGUCUAGCGUGGUCUUAAAACCCCAGAAAAUCAAAUGAGCCAAGCGACGGAUCGAAACGCCUUUGCAACUCUUCAACGCAAACAAAUUUGUAUUUCAACUAGCAACCAUAUUGACUUUGAACCCUUCACUUGAAUUGUGGGAUUUCCAAUAAUAUGAUGUCAUUUAGGGUCACGAUCGAUGACUGUAGCCUGCUCUGCCCCCGUGUCGCCGGUCUUUGCGAAACUUUACGGACGCUAAGCGGGGGUGGGGGAAACCAGGCCUGUUUCUACGUUUCGGAGGAAAUAUGAGAGGCGUAGCAGAAGCAGAACGGUGACUGUGUGAAACCUGGGAUGGGGGAUGUGGAGUUUUAACACCCCGUUGUCACCAGCAGACAAGUACUACUUUGUCGCUGUCCCGCUUGACUUGGUUCUAGCAUCUUUCACGCAGAACCCAGCGAAGAGAAAGAGAAUAAUAUGUUGAGAUUCGACCAAACGAACCGCACCAAGGGGUUUAUCAAAGUUGUCCUCUAUUAAAAUGUACUAUAGGGUUGCAUCGUCAAAACACCCAGAGCCAGUGGGCUUUUUCACCCACAACACAGCGAAGCAAGACACCGGCGCAGGACUGUAUGUGGCAACGCUUUUUGCGUAAACUACGUGAAAGAGGAUAGUGUUUACACCCGACCAAAUUUGCACCAAAGGGUAAAUCGAAGUUCGAUUUAAACGGACUACAGGGAACUAGUCUGUGUGAAAGCAACCCAGGUCAGCAGCCUAUUUCACACAGAACCCAGCAAAGCGGUACACUGGUACAGGACUGUUGGACUCCAAUUGCUGCGAAACCUUUUAUGAAAGGAGCUACCAUACAACACAAAUGCUGACCGCGAUUUCCGCACAGACCUUGUGUGAAAUCAGCAAAAGUUAACACCCAAACAAAACAUACGACACCAAGGUGGAAAUUGAAAUUCGAUUCAAACAGAUGACUGAGUGGUAGUGUGAAAGCAUCCCCAGUCUGUAGCCCCUUUUUUUCAUAAACGGCGUAAAAAUUUUUUUACAUCGGACCAAACAAACUGCACCAAAGGGGAAGCCAAGGUUGGAUUGGUUGGGUUCUGCGUGAAACAUAAAUGCUGGAUCCAAUUUUUGGCAAACAAGAGUUUACGCCAGACCAAACAAACGACACCAAGCGAGAAACUGUAGUCCUAGUCCAACACUGGUGCAGGACUGUGUGAGGCUCCAAUUUUCUCGUAAACUGCGAGAAAGAGGCUACCACCGAAACAAACUAACUGCACCAAGGGGAAACCAUAGUUGGAUUGGUUGCUUUCUGUGUGAAACCCAAAUGUUCUUGUCUAACCUCUGUGUAAAAUGAGCCGACCAAAUGAACAGCGGCAAAGGAUUAACCCAAAUCUGACUGAAAUGGACUCAAGUGCGGUAGGGUGAAAGCAACCCAGGUCAGUCGCCCCUUUCACACAGACGCCAGGUACCUGUUCUGUUUUUCCCGUUUUCACACAGCUACCGUCCCGCCUCGAUAAUUCCUCCAGAGCCGUUUGACUUGCACCUCAGCAUUCCGUGACGGUGCCAUUCACACGGAACGGCGACACACGAUGGGGGGGGGGAACCCACCGUGAUGGGGUCUCGGUACUGCUGCUGAGCGCUGGGCACGUUUGCAGUGGACUUUCUUGUACAAUGCCGACAGUUUGAAGUCUGAGUGAACAACAAAUAUUUUUCAAAUAAAUAUACUCAACAUUG